Molecule: messenger RNA, 2576 nt
Organism: Xylaria bambusicola
Lineage: Eukaryota; Fungi; Ascomycota; Sordariomycetes; Xylariales; Xylariaceae
Product: Bromodomain-containing protein
Exons: 6
Coding region: 186-2363 (725 amino acids)
Biological process (GO): chromatin remodeling
Cellular component (GO): RSC-type complex
Molecular function (GO): protein binding
Source: RefSeq, a predicted model, not a curated record
GGUGGAUGAAAACCCUGAGCUCUGUGAUUGCCAGCUGAAGUCAAGGGCCGUUGCCUUUAGUCUUGAAUUGAGCCCAUUCCCAGAGCCCUGCAACGCUACUGCUUUCUGACCCCCCUCCCCAACCGACCGCGUCGAGCUUUCGCGCUACCUGCGCCUCGCUCAACUCCAAGUUGCAGCACCCAGCAAUGGAGAGCAAGCGCAAAGUGAGCGGCGCCAACGGUCUGGAGACCACCGCCGAUACCGAUCGUGCUGCGAAACGUCGCAAAUUAAUAGAGGAAUAUGGCGACUUGGCAAAUGGCGAGACGAGCGAAUCCACGACUGCUUAUGGCUUAAGCAUCCUCGAGUCCAUCAGAGCUACCACAGACAAAAACGGUCGCGCAGUGUCUCCCUAUUUUGAAACUCUUCCUUCACGAUCAGAAAACCCACAGUACUACAAGAAGAUACGGCUGCCUUUGUCACUUGAGAUAAUUGAGCGCAAACUCAAAGACAAACAAUACGCUACCCUAUCUUCUCUCGAGAGUGACUUCAAACGCCUCGUCUCCAAUGCAAAGGAGACGAAUGAUCGGAGCUCCACCAUUUUUGGCGACGCAGAACGUGUACGCAAAGCUGUCAGCAACCUGAUGGUCAAACAUAAUCCUGCAUAUAAAGCUGGCAAUUACCAAGCAGUACCUACACCACUUCCGCCUACCCCUGAACCAGAGGAUGCCGAUGAUCAGGAAGAGCUUGAUGAUGAAGUAGAUGGCGAAACCACUGCGCAGGCUAUCGCUGAGGAUGUAGAGCCUCCACAGAAAGCUGGUGCUGAUGACGCCGAAGCCGAGGAAGAGGGAGGAGAGGGGGAACGAGAACGAGAUGAGAAUGAGGAGGCAGAUGAUGACGGUGAUGAAGGACAAGAGGAUGAAGAGGAAGAGGAGGGGGAAAACGAUGAGGAUUCUCAGCCAAGACGUCGACGAGGAUCAUCAUGGAGGAAAGCUGAUCCCAGACCUUCUCGAGAUUCAGCAACACCAGGGCGGAAAGCCAUUCAGCGUACUGGAAAAGCAGACCACUAUUAUGAAAACAUAUCGUUUAGCCAACUCAACUUCCAGCAGGCUCAGGAAAAACUUAUUGAAGAAUUGAUUCGUAAGAAGGAGGAUCCCGAUGACUAUCCAUACUUCGAGCCGUUCAUUUACCUCCCCCCACGUACUUUGAGAGAUUAUUAUGAAGUUAUCGCCGAACCCUUAUCACUCAAAGCGUUGCAAAAACAGGUUCGGGGCCAACACGGUCGAUUGGAAGCAACGUGGGUUAGCGAUUUCAAAAGCUGGGCCGCUUUCGAAGACCAGGCAAGCCUGAUAUGGAAGAAUGCGUAUCACUACAAUGAAGACGGCAGUGAAAUCUUUGCAAUGGCACAGGAACUCGAAGAAACGUUUCAUGAGUUUCUUAAAGAAGCCAAAGAGAACGUGCCAGAACCACCUCAGCCUAAAAUCAAAUUAAAGGUGCCGCAGGCUUCAGAGACUCCAGGGCACCCCAAGAAAAUUACCAUCCACGUGGGUGGUAAAAAUAGUGCGGCAGGAUCUCCUGCUCCGCCGACAGGGCUGUCUGGAGAUAGUGAGGCAACACGGAAUGAGACUCCUGUCAACAAAAAUCCAUUUGGUGGUGCAAGUUCAACUGGGACAUCAGUCAAUCUGAGUCAGUUAGACAAGGCACGGAGUAUGUCCGCGUCCGUAGGCCCACCCAGCCCGAGCGUAAUGGGCGUGACAAAGACGGAGGAUAACGUGCAAGCAACACCCGUCCCUCGGCCACAGGUUACAACCACGACAUUCCAGCAUUUUGUCCCGGUGGUGACGAAUGUUCCCGUUCCAACAACUAAUGGUCUUACUGCACAAUACCAGCAGCCUCCGCCUCCACCACCGCCUCCUAAGCGAAGUGCUACUGAUAUCCUAGAAGCACAGAAGUAUCGGCCGCAUCCGAUUAGUGAAGGGGAGGCUCUCAUGCCGAGAUUGGUCAUUACAACCCAUCCUUCGGCUCAAGUUGAGAACAAGCUUGUAGCCACCCUCCAUGCUAGUAUGACCGAAUACCAGCAGGAUAUUGUUAUUAACAUGCCAGUGAGCCACUUUCGAUUGCAGUUUAAGCCACUGGUUGCGUCGUUCUUAGAAACAGAGCAACGUGAAUGGAAGCUCAACGUGAUGCACGACACAGCACGGCUGUUUCCCUCGUCGGCAUCAUAUGAAAGGAGAGGGGAACCAGUUUUUGACGUUACGUUACGGUACGGAAUCAACCGUCUUGAGGUGACACUUAUUGCAGCGCUCCCGAAGGGGGAGAAAGCACCCAAUGGUUUAAAUAUGGAGAUGGAGAGGUUUGUUCUACACAUGAAUCUCCUCAGGCACUGAUACCUCGCGAAUUGCGCGUGAAAAUAUCUAGGGGAGAAUUUGUUGAGCAGUAUAUUGCCUCCCACCCCUCCCAAAAGAAAAAUGUCGACACCGUGUUUUCAUCUCUUCGCAGAGCAUGGAGCCCUGAGUCUCGCUACUAGACGUUCAACCAAAAGCCAUCAGCGUUCGAGGUUGAGUUUAACUCGGGCUAUAUCAGCUCAAUAUUCACCGCUU